UGACCUCUUUGCCUCCACAAAAUUUUCCCACACUUUCUCAGUUUCUCGUAGCAAUAGCCAGCUUCUGCAUCGGGAUAACUUCUUGUGCCACUGUCUCAAAUUUAAGUUUGGUCGGGGCACCGAACUCCUCCGGGUUUGUCGUUAAUUUUCAUCCAUUUCUAGAAUUUAGACUUGUGUGUGCGUCCUCUCCAGACUCCAGUGACUUGUGUGUGCGUCCUCUCCAGACUCCAGUGUCAGGAAUUUCCUUGUUCAAGCUUCCCAGGAAGUUGGUGGGAGAGUCAAUGGGCGGAGAGUUAUCUUUUCUUUGCUGCGACUUUGAUUGUGGGUUGAGUUUUGAGUUUAUAUUUUCUGGGAAGUGGGCCUGAUUGUUAUUAGUAUCUGAUUACUAAAUGGGAAUGAGGGCCAAACGGUCACACGACAAAAGUAGAAAGAAAGUUCUGAUAUUGUUCUUCCAUACAUGUUGUUCCUGAUCCUUUUUAGAUCGGGAAGCUUCACAUUUUAAAUCCAUAGGGAUGAUGAAAUAAACUUUCUUUUGUUCUGGUUUCUUUUCAAUUUUCUCGUGUGAAAGAUUCUAUACCAUUUUCGGUUCUGUAUUGGACCUCCAAAUGCUUCUCUGAGAUCAUCGGGUUUAGAUUGUUAAAGAAGCAUUUCAGAAAUCAGAUCCUAUUCAUCUGCAGAGGGUGCUCUCGGUUUUCAAUUUCUUUCUCUCUUUCUUUGUUUUCCCGCUUUCUUUCCCAUCCUCACCAUAAUGGAGGAACAUGAAUCUAGCAUCUCUACCUAUGAAGGAGAGCAACAUGUGGUAGCUGCGGCUCAGCACAUUUUAAAGGCAUUAGCAGCAAGCAAGAACGUCAAUGAUGGUCUAAGAAAAUCUCUCUUGGAUCUUGAGAAUCAUUUGUCUUCAAUGCCUACCAGGCUCGCUGACAGAAAUGGAAAAGGUAUCUGGGAAUUAGAGAGGCGUCUUAAAUGUGCUGAGGACAAGGUAAUGAGUUGGGAGGCAAAUAAUUUGAUGAUAUGGGAUUCUGGCCCUGGGGAAUCUUCCGAGUAUUUAAAUGCUGUUGGUGAAAUCCAAUCUGUGACUCAAAGUUUGCAGACCCUCUCUGUGAAUGAAAAGGGGAAGCAGAAGGAACUUGUUCAGCGAGCUGAUGGAGUGCUGCAAAUUGCUAUGUCGAGGCUUGAGGAAGAGUUGGUCCACAUUCUUGUUCAGCACAAGCAAUUUUUUGAGCCUGAAUACAUGUCUUUUCAUUCUAAUAGAGUUGAUAUGGUGUUUGAUGAAUCGUUUGGUUCAGCUGAGGAUGAACCAGUUGAGGAAGUAUCCCAGAGUGAUGGUGAUUUUAGCCAACCUGAGGCUUGCACUCUAGAUUUGGUGCGUCCUGAUGUAAUUCUGGAUCUCAAAUGCAUCGCAGACGUCAUGUUUGCCUCAAAAUACCAUCAGGAAUUCUGCCAGGCUUUCAUCACUUCCAGGAGGCAUGCCUUGGAUGAGUACUUUGUUAUUCUUGGAAUGGAAAAGUUGAGCAUUGAGCAUGUGCUGAGAAUGGAUUGGAGUUGCUUGAACUCUGAGAUGAAGAAAUGGAUUCGGGUUAUGAAGAUCAUCGUCAAGGUAUAUCUUGCUAGCGAAAAACGUUUGUGUAAACAGAUUCUGGGACAAUUUGGAUCUGUUUAUGAGUCUUGCUUUUGUGAAAUAUCAAGGAAUUUUAUGCUGCCCCUUUUGAAUUUUGCUGAGGCUAUUGCAGUGGGAACCCAUACCCCAGAGAGAUUGUUCCGCUUACUUGAUAUGUACGAGGUUCUGGAGGAUCUUGCUUUAGUUGUAAAUAUCUUGUUCUUUGAAGAAGCUGGUUGUUUCCUUAGGAACGAGUUUCAGAAGCUGGUAAGGAGCUUUGGUCACACUGUAAGGUCAACAUUUCUGGCAUUCGAAAGUACUAUUGCAACUUAUCCAUCAACAAAGAAGUUCCCUGGAGGGGGAAUCCACCAUCUCACCAAGUACGUCAUGAAUUACAUCAAGACAAUCACUGGAUAUGAGGGCACCCUUGGUCCGCUUCUUGCGGAUGUAAGUGCAGAAGCUCCACCAGAUACUGAACAUGAUAGCACGACAGCCCUUGCAACUUGUCCAAUGGCUUGCCACUUCAGGUCAAUAACAACCGCAUUAGAAUCCAACCUGAGGAACAAGUCCAAGUUAUACAAAGACGUGUCCUUACAACAUAUUUUCAUGAUGAAUAACAUUCAUUACAUGGUCCAAAAGGUUAAGAGCUCUGAACUAAGCCAAUUCUUUGGGGAUGAAUGGCUUCGCCGAAACACAGGGAAGUUUCGGCAUGAAGCUAUAAGCUAUGAGAGGGCCAUUUGGAGUUCAGUCCUCUCUAUGCUAAAGGAGGACAGUAAGGACAGUAGGCAACAUUGCGCUUUGAGUUUAAAGGCAACCUUGAAGAGAAGAUGCACAGAUUUCAAUACUGCCUUUGAGGAAGUGUAUAUAACCCAGACAGGAUGGUUUAUCCCAGAUCCUCAACUUCGGGAAGAGCUACAGAUUUCAAUUUCUCAGAAACUGAUUCAUGCUUACAGGACUUUCAUUGGGAGGAUCUCAUCCAGCAUCAGUGAGAAAUGGAUCAAGUACACAGUAGGUGAUCUGGAAGGGUUGAUUUUGGAUCUUUUUCAAGGUUCUUCAAAAUCUUUGUCAAACCGUCAUCGCCGAAAGUGAAGGGUUUGAGUUUUAACCAUGGCAGCUCAAAGAUUACUUGUCAGGCUUUCAUUCUAGAUGUAAUCUUAUAAAAUUUGCUUGUCAUUAGCAAAUGGCUAGUUUAGCAUUAUUAAGUCCUGAUCUGAUCAUCACUCGAAUGAAAUGGCUUUUUGCACUGUCUGUAAAUUUGUAUGAAAUUGGCAGAUUUGUUUUGUCAACACCAUUUGCUUUUGCA
Messenger RNA from Neltuma alba, 2900 nucleotides. Its product is annotated as exocyst complex component EXO70E2. The record is from RefSeq and is a predicted model, not a curated record. Gene Ontology annotation, molecular function: phosphatidylinositol-4,5-bisphosphate binding. NCBI's taxonomy places the organism in Eukaryota, Viridiplantae, Streptophyta, Magnoliopsida, Fabales, Fabaceae. Gene Ontology annotation, cellular component: exocyst. The transcript has a single exon. Gene Ontology annotation, biological process: exocytosis. Bases 749 to 2686 code for a protein of 645 amino acids.